Heterobasidion irregulare TC 32-1 is the source of this 2631-nucleotide messenger RNA. RefSeq lists its product as uncharacterized. Gene Ontology annotation, molecular function: nucleic acid binding. The record is from RefSeq and is a predicted model, not a curated record. The transcript has a single exon. Bases 1 to 2631 code for a protein of 876 amino acids. Gene Ontology annotation, biological process: DNA integration. Lineage: Eukaryota; Fungi; Basidiomycota; Agaricomycetes; Russulales; Bondarzewiaceae.
AUGGGAUGGACAAAUUCGGUCCCGAUCUUCCACGACGACGUCACCCACAUCCUCCAGCCAGAAAUUCCAGACACCACCAUUCCGUUCAUCGACGAUGUCCCGAUUCGGGGCCCACCGACCCGAUACGAAAUUCCGAACGGCGGGUUCGAGACGCACCCCGACAACCCCGGCAUACGACGAUUUGUGUGGGAACACUUUCAAGGCCUCAAUCGGGUGGUUCAGCGGAUGAAGUACAGCGGAGGAACAUUUUCGGGACACAAGGCGACACUCUGCGCAGCUGAAAUCACGGUGGUUGGCCAUCGCUGCACGUACGAAGGAAGAUUACCCGACGAAUCUAGGGUAGAGUCAAUUAUGAAGUGGGGACCUUGCAGGGAUCUCUCAGAUGUUCGGGCAUUUUUGGGGACGAUCGGUGUCGUUCGGAUCUUCAUUCGGAAUUUUGCACACAGGGCGCAUGCACUGACAAUGUUAACACGCAAAGAUUUUCCAUUCGUGUUCGGCCCAGACCAGAUAGCGGCCCAGGACGACCUCCGGUCGGCGCUUCUCGAAUCGCCAGCCCUUCGGCCGAUCGACUAUGGGUCGGCAGCCAACGUCAUCCUCGCCGUCGAUACCUCACAAAUCGCGGUCGGCUUCCACCUCUGUCAAUGUGCGCUCGACAAUCCCCGGGUUCGGUACUAUGCCCGAUUCGGCUCCAUCACCCUUAACGACCGCGAAUCGCGAUUCUCCCAACCCAAGCUCGAACUCUACGGCCUCUUUCGCGCCCUCCGAUCGCUCAAAAUGUACCUCAUCGGCGUUCGGAACCUGAUAGUCGAAGUAGACGCACGCUACAUCAAGGGCAUGCUCACUAACCCGGAUCUCGAACCCAGCGCUAGCAUCAAUCGGUGGAUCGUCUCCAUCCUCACCUUCCAUUUCACACUUGUCCACGUCCCCGGCACCUCUCACGGCCCCGAUGGACUCUCCCGACGACCACCACAACCCUCCGAUCGACCCGAACCCGAAGACGACUUUGACGACUGGAUCGACAAUCUCUAUGGCUUCCUCCAUCAGAUCAACAACACGUUCCCCACCUCCAACUCAACUUCGACCACCGCCAUCUUCACCUCCUCGCUCGUAGGCGACCCCUCGACCGAUACCGACUCCGACGACGAAGGCCCGACCAUCGACUAUUCGGAUAUCCCAAGAUCGCAGAAAGCUUUGGAAGCCGAGGAACGCCUAUGGUUGGUCCGCGACUGGCACCGAACAUUGGUUCGGCCCCCUUCUCUCUCCAACUCCGAAUAUGCCACCUUCCUGCGAUAUUGCACUGAGUUCUUCAUCGCAGCUGACAAGCUAUGGAGAAAAGACUCGCACGGUCGACACAAGAUCGUUGCAGCCCCCUCUAGUCGGAUCACAAUUCUCACUGCCGCCCACGACGACGUUGCUCACAAGGGAUUCUACGCCACGACCGCCUUGGUCGCCGAACGCUUCUGGUGGCCGCACAUGAGGCAAGACAUUUCCUGGUUUGUUCGGACAUGUCACCUUUGCCAGAUUCGCCAGACUCGCAACGUCCUCAUUCCCCCGACCGUCGCCACGCCUGCACCACUUUUCGCAAAGAUGUAUAUGGACACUAUGCAUAUGCCGACCGCUGGUGGUUUCAAGUAUCUCGUUCAAGGCCGCUGUUCGGUAUCGCACUACCCCGAAUUCCGCAUGCUCCGACGCGAAACAAGCUCAGCCCUCGCCGACUGGAUCUUCGAGGAUAUCAUGUGCCGAUGGGGAACACUGGUAGAGAUCGUCUCCGACAACGGACCAGCAUUCGUCAAGGCGCUCGACCAGUUAGCGAAAAAGUACCACGUUCGGCACAUCCGUAUUUCGGGCUACAAUUCCCGCGCCAACGGCAUCGCCGAACGACCUCACUUCGACGUUCGGCAGGCUCUGUUCAAAACCGUUGAUGGAGAUCAGGCCAAGUGGAAUCGUGCAGCUCAUUUCGUAUUCUGGGCUGAUCGCAUUACCGUUCGGCGCCGAAUGGGUUGCUCGCCAUACUUCGCAGCGACCGGAACCCAUCCCCUUCUCCCCCUCGACAUCGCCGAAGCCACCUACCUCCUGCCACCGCCGACCACAACCCUCAGCACCACCGACCUCAUCGCCCGACGUGCCAUAGCCUUGCAGAAACGCCGAUCAGACCUCGCCCACCUUCGCAGCUCAGUAGUCGGCGCCCGUGUCCAGGCCGCCGUCCGAUUCGAACAACAGCAUUCGGCCACCCUUCGCGACUUCAAUUUCCACCGAGGCUCGCUUGUCCUGAUGCGCAACACAGCCAUAGAGAAGGCACUCAAUCGGAAGAUGCGUCCACGGUAUUUAGGGCCAUUGCUAGUAAUUUCUAGGAAUUGGGGAGGGGCGUAUAUUUUGGCCGAACUCGACGGAUCGGUCUUUGACCGGCCAGUGGCGGCAUUCCGCAUUAUUCCUUAUUUUGCUCGCAGGUCUCUGAAGCUCGCCGACAUUGAAGCCCUCCUCGACAUCUCACAAGAACGCCUUCGGGCCAUGGAAGAAUCCCGAUCGAGCAACGACGAUGCCGAAGACGACGAUGCCGACGAGGAGAAUACUGACACCAGCUCCAUCCGAUCAGCAGAAGACGACGAUGCGGGGUCGGCGACUUCUGACUAG